Messenger RNA from Diabrotica balteata, 3030 nucleotides. NCBI's taxonomy places the organism in Eukaryota, Metazoa, Arthropoda, Insecta, Coleoptera, Chrysomelidae. The record is from the annotation of a GenBank genome assembly.
GAUCUCCACAAAAGCAUCCUUCCAGUGACGGCAAUGUCAAUUUUAACAGCAGCGUUAAUCCUGAUUCUCCUAGCUUCCCAUUUUCCACCGGUUUUAGAAUCAGAAGCUUGGGCACUUCUCUCAUCACUCGUACUAACAGCUGGAGUCACUGCAGCGAUGCUAUUAUUGGCAGGACGUCAUGCACCUCUGCCUCUUUUUGCUCUACUGAUUGCUAUCCACACGAUGUUGCCGCUCUCGAGAGCAGUGGCUAUGGCAUUGGCAACAAUUGUUACUGUUGCACAUCUUGCUACUUCUAUAGCCUACCGAAUUAAUGAUGGAGUAAUAACUAAUUACAUACAGUUAAUACCCGAAACAGUGAUGUUGAUCUCAGCAAGUUGUACGGGGUUGUACUACAGGCAUAUGACGGAGGAAGCCCAUAGAAGGACUUUUGUAGGAACGAGAACUUGUAUUGAAUCUCGCGUAAAAUUGGAAUGCGAAAAAGAACAACAGGAACAACUAUUAUUGAGCGUUAUUCCAGCGUACAUAGCAGCAGAGGUAAAACGCAGUAUAAUGCUGAAAAUGGCCGAUGCCUGCCAAGAACAUUCCAAUCGAAGUUUUCACGAAAUGUACGUGCAGCGUCACAAUAACGUUUCGAUCCUCUACGCAGACAUCGUGAAUUUUACUCCUUUGUCGGAACAAUUAUCAGCUUCAGAUUUGGUUAAAACUCUCAACGAACUUUUCGGGAGGUUUGAUCAAAUUGCGCAGGAUAACCAGUGCAUGAGAAUUAAAAUUCUAGGAGAUUGCUAUUACUGCGUUUCAGGAUUGCCAGUUUCAAGACCGAACCAUGCAUAUAAUUGCGUCAAUAUGGGUUUGCAAAUGAUAGAAGCAAUAAGAUUCGUUAGAGAAGCAACUGGUUUCAAUGUAGAUAUGCGAAUCGGAAUACACACGGGGAAUGUGCUGUGCGGCGUGCUGGGGCUCAGGAAGUGGCAGUUCGACGUCUGGAGUGACGACGUUACCUUGGCUAACCACAUGGAGUCCGGAGGGAUUGCAGGCCGUGUCCAUAUCACACGAGCCACGCUUAAUCAACUGGGCGAUAAAUUCCAAGUCGAAAAUGGCGAAGGUGCAAGCAGGGAAAAUUAUCUGUCAGAUCAUAAAAUAGAAACGUUCCUUAUAGUACCACCAAAGAAAGCAGAAACCGAAGCUCAAAAUGGUAACCUUAAGCCACGUUUAUCCAAUGUGUCAGAAAGAGCGAACAGCAUUUGCGACGGCAACUUAGGAUUGUCAGUUCCUCAUACAAGGACUAGGCCAUCAAGUAAAAUGACCAAAUACGUGGAAUGUUGGGGUGCUGACAAACCUUUCGCAAACAUCGCAGAAUCUACUCUGGCAAAAAAUAUUGAAUUAACGACUUUGGCAAUGAUCGAAUCCAACCUGCUGCCGAACCGCACGACGUGUCUAGAAUGCAAGAAAUGGUGGAGUAGCGAAGAACUACAUCCCGCGCUGUUGUGGUUCAGGAACAGAAAACAAGAGCAGGAAUAUCGUGGCCAACCCGAUUCAGAAUUCCGCUGUUACGUCACCUGCGCUUCGUUUUUGUUUCUGGCGAUGUGUAUUAUGCAGAUUACGACGAUUCCCAGAGGUAUUGUUCUAUUUGGAACACUUGGACCUACGCUGGUGGUUCUUUUGAUAUUCGUCUACUUAUGCUGGUUGGAUGGAUGCUGUGGUCCUCGGCCACCUUCAGAUACACCCAUAGAUGAACCGGGGGCAUGCUCGCCUCCUGGGCAGAUUGUAGCCGAAAGUCGAUGUCUUAGGCUUUCGAUUUUCUUGGUAUCGGUUACUUUAAUAUCGGCAUGCGCCGUGUUGAAUUUGGUUGAUUACAAUCCAGAGAUACCGAUUCCUGUUCCACUAUCGACAACAGAAAUACCAGAAGUGGAUGAAGGUAAUUCCACCCAAACGUGGAAUUUUACGUCAAUCAUACCAACAACCGCAGAAGACAUUCCAGAUAUAAUUGUGGUGCAAUACGUGCCAACGUACCUUUACAGUUCGGCACUGGUUUUAGCAGCGAUAUCGGUUUUCCUUAGAAUGGGAUUUUUGCUGAAACUCGUACUAAUGGUGUUGUCAGUUGUAGUACAUAUUUUGAUAUAUAGUUAUUUGGAAUUUUUUCAAGAAUAUCAUGAUGUCCACGAUGAUGAAUUUCCAGCAAUACCAUUCGAAAUAAAGACAGCACUAGCCCUAUCACUAGUUGUAAUAUUUUUCCACAUAUUGGAUAGACAAAUUGAAUUCACUGCCAGAACAGAUUAUCUGUGGAAAGCUAAAUUGAAGGUAGAACAGGAUGAGGUAGAAACAAUGCGGGGAAUUAAUAAGAUUCUGCUUGAAAAUAUCCUUCCCGCUCACGUAGCCGAGCAUUUCUUGAAUACCAGGAUAACUGAAGAUCUCUACCACGAAAGGUAUUCCUGCGUCGCUGUUAUGUUCGCAUCUAUCCCCAAUUACAAGGAAUUCUAUGAUGAAAGCGAUGUGAAUAAACAAGGGCUCGAGUGUUUGCGGCUACUUAACGAAAUAAUUUGUGAAUUUGAUAAGUUGCUGCUAAAACCAAAAUUCAGUUGUAUAGAGAAAAUUAAAACUAUAGGUAGUACGUAUAUGCUGGCCUCAGGAUUAAGGCCUGGAAAAGAAGACAGCAAAGAGGCCAGUAGAAAAGAAGAGCACAUAAUUACCGCUUUGGUUGAUUUUGCGGUUCUCCUGAUGACUAGUUUGGAGCAAAUUAAUCGAGAUGCAUUCCAAAGAUUUAAAUUAAGAGUUGGUCUAAAUCACGGACCUGUAAUAGCAGGGGUCGUUGGUGCUCAAAAACCACAAUACGAUAUUUGGGGAAACACCGUAAACGUAGCUUCCAGAAUGGACUCAUGUGGGCUUUUAGGCAAAAUCCAGACUACAGACGUCACAGCAGAAGUUCUAAUGAACGCCGGCUACCAAUGUGAAUGUAGAGGGCCGACAUAUGUCAAAGGAAAAGGUACUUUGACGACCUACUUCGUGAAAACCCCUUUCGAUGAUAAGAAUCAUUGA